Urocitellus parryii (Arctic ground squirrel) is the source of this 2741-nucleotide messenger RNA. The record is from RefSeq and is a predicted model, not a curated record. NCBI's taxonomy places the organism in Eukaryota, Metazoa, Chordata, Mammalia, Rodentia, Sciuridae.
AGAUGCACCCACUGGGCCUGUGUAAUAACAAUGAUGAAGAGGACUUGUACGAGUAUGGCUGGGUAGGAGUGGUGAAGCUGGAACAGCCAGAAUUGGACCCCAAACCAUGCCUCACUGUCCUGGGCAAGGCCAAGCGAGCAGUGCAGCGGGGAGCUACUGCAGUCAUCUUUGAUGUGUCUGAAAACCCAGAAGCCAUCGACCAGCUAAACCAAGGCUCAGAAGACCCACUCAAAAGACCAGUGGUGUACGUGAAGGGCGCCGAUGCUCUCAAGCUGAUGAACAUUGUUAACAAGCAGAAAGUGGCCCGAGCAAGGAUCCAACACCGCCCUCCUCGACAACCCACCGAGUACUUUGACAUGGGCAUCUUCCUGGCUUUCUUUGUCGUGGUCUCCUUGGUCUGCCUCAUCCUCCUUGUCAAAAUCAAGCUGAAGCAGCGACGUAGUCAGAAUUCCAUGAACAGGCUGGCUGUGCAGGCUCUGGAGAAGAUGGAAACUAGAAAGUUCAACUCCAAGAGCAAGGGGCGCCGGGAGGGAAGCUGYGGGGCCUUGGACACUCUCAGCAGCAGCUCCACGUCCGACUGUGCCAUCUGCCUGGAGAAGUACAUCGACGGAGAGGAGCUGCGGGUCAUCCCCUGUACUCACCGGUUUCACAGGAAGUGCGUGGACCCAUGGCUGCUGCAGCACCACACCUGCCCCCACUGUCGGCACAACAUCAUAGAACAAAAGGGAAACCCGGGUGCCAUGUGUGUGGAGACCAGCAACCUUGCACGCAGUCGGCAGCAGAGGGUGACCCUGCCAGUACAUUACCCUGGCCGCGUGCACAGGACCAAUGCCAUCCCAGCCUACCCUACAAGGACAAGCAUGGACUCCCAUGGGAACCCCGUCACGCUGCUCACCAUGGACCGGCAUGGGGAGCAGAGCCUCUAUUCUCCACAGACCCCCACCUACAUCCGCAGCUACCCACCCCUGCACCUGGAUCACGCCCUGGCCACUCACCGCUGUAGUCUGGAGCACCGGGCCUACUCCCCAGCCCACCCCUUCCGCAGGCCCAAGUUCAGUGGCCGCAGCUUCUCCAAGGCAGCUUGCUUCUCCCAGUAUGAGACCAUGUACCAACACUACUACUUCCAGGGCCUCAGCUACCCAGAGCAGGAGGGCCAGCCUCUGCCCAGCCUCACGCCCAGGGGCCCGUCCCGUGCCUUUCCAGUGAGCAGCAGCGGCAGCGGCAACCUGCUCUUCCCCACUGUGGUGCAUGUGGCCCCGCCUUCCCACCUGGAGAGCGGCAGCACUUCCAGCUUCAGCUGCUACCAUGGCCACCGCUCAGUGUGCAGUGGCUACCUGGCCGACUGCCCAGGCAGUGACAGCAGCAGCAGCAGCAGCUCUGGCCAGUGCCACUGCUCCUCUAGCGACUCUGUGGUGGACUGCACUGAGGUCAGCAACCAGGGUGUGUACGGAAGCUGCUCCACCUUCCGCAGCUCCCUCAGCAGUGACUAUGACCCCUUCAUCUACCGAAGCCGGAGCCCCUGCCGUACCAGCGAGGCGGGGGCCUCGGGCAACUCUGGCCGGGGGCCUGCCAUUUGCCUUGAGGGCUCCCUGCCGCCCGAGGAGCUUCCGGCAGCACACAGUUAUGGUGCUGGGAGGGGAGAACCGUGGCUGGGCCCUGCUUCUCCCUCAGGGGACCAACUGUCCACCUGCAGCCUGGAGAUGAACUACAGCAGCAACUCCUCGCUGGAGCACAGGGGGCCCAAUAGCUCUACCUCAGAAGUGGGGCUCGAGGCUUCUCCUGGGGCUGCCCUGGACCUCAGGAGGACCUGGAAGGGGAGCCGGGAGGGGCCCUCAUGUGCCUGCUGCUGUGAGCCUCAGCCCCCUGCACCGGGGCCUGGGGCGGGGGCAGCCGGAGGUGGCAGCACCUUGCUCCUGGGUGCUCUGCUCCUUGAGGGCUGUGGCCCUGUGGGUGGGGAGCCACAGACCAGAGGCUCCCUCGGCCUGUAUGGCCUCCACCCAGACCAUUUGCCCAGGACAGAUGGGGUGAAAUAUGAGGGCCUGCCCUGCUGCUUCUAUGAAGAGAAGCAGGUGGCCCACAGUGGUGGCGGGGGUAGUGGCUGCUACACUGAGGACUACUCAGUGAGUGUGCAGUACACACUCGCCGAGGAGCCCCCACCCAGCUGCUCCCCAGGGGCCCGGGACCUGAGCCAGCGCAUCCCCAUCAUUCCGGAGGACAUGGACUGUGACUUGGGCCUGUCCCCAGACUGCCAAGGGACCCACAGCCUCAGCCCCUGGAGUGGGACACUGGGCCUAGAUGCCCAGCGGCCCCACAGAAGCCUGGCAACAGCCAGGGAAGAGGAGCGGGUUCCAUGCCACCAGGCUGAGGUACUGCUACAGCCUGGCUGCCCUUCAGAGGAGGCAGGUGCCACCAGGGUCGGCCUCCCUGUUGCCCACCAGGACACUCAGGGGUCCAACACCCUAGCCACUGAGGCUGCAGGACUGGGAUCUCACCCACCAGACAGCAGCAGCCCAGGAGCCUGAGCUCAGAAGGAACUCUUAUCUGGAAAUUGGGAAAUUUAUGGAGACUCCAAACUCUGACUUCCUUCAAAACAAAAACAAGAAACAAAUUUUUUUUUAGCUUUGACAAACACAAAAGUGGUAAUAAAGAGAGCCCUCUUUCUCAACCCAAAAUGUGAGCCACCUGUGGCAACUCCCCCACUGCCCCCCCACCCUCAUUAGCAAACCAACAGACAAAAUUCU